Ceutorhynchus assimilis (cabbage seed weevil) is the source of this 3869-nucleotide messenger RNA. The record is from the annotation of a GenBank genome assembly. Lineage: Eukaryota; Metazoa; Arthropoda; Insecta; Coleoptera; Curculionidae.
AUUUAUUCAAAUGUGGUUACGUAAAUUGUUUCAACUCAUUUAAUAGUUUAUCAGCACUCAAAAAACAUUUAAUAAACUUUCAUAUUCACUGUAACAAUUCGUUAUCAACCGAAAAUACAAUCUUUGACAAAUCUGGGGACACAAUUGGACACUUUAGUCCAAUAGAUGAAAUUAGCAUAGAACAUAAUAUUUCGAACACAAAUUCACAAGUAUUUUCUAAUGAUGCAAAAAAUAUUGUUAAAGAGGCCGAAAUGAGGUGUCUGCUAUUUGUGACUAAACUGUAUAAUAACAACACUGUAAAUAGAUCUGUCAUUCAAGAUGUUAUUGAUAAUACUUCGGAAUUACUUAACUCCAUAUUUUCCAAGAUCAAAUCACAACUUAAUUUACCUGAAACAUCUGGUUCUAAUUGCAAUGAAUUGAGCAUUUUAUUAUCAAAAGAUUUGUUUGAAACAUGCAACUCAGAGCACAAGCGGUUUAAAAUUCUAGAAGAAUUAGGGUAUUUUAUUAGACCAAAAAGUUUUUUUAUUGGAAAUAUGCUUAACACAACUACAACUUCAAAUAAUACCAUUGUAGAACAUAAGCCCUGUGAAGAGCAAAUUAUACCGCUAAGGAAAAUACUUAAAAAAGUUUUGGAAAUGCCAAAUAUUUUAAGUCGCAUGUUAAAUUUUAUCGCAGAAGAAGAAAUAAAGGAAGAAGAAAUUUCUAGUUUAUUUAAUAGUGAUUGGUGGAAAACAGUAAAACAGAAAUAUAGUGGAAAAUUGGUUUUGCCAUUAUAUAUUUAUUUCGAUGAAUUCGAAACAGGAAAUCCACUUGGUACACAAGCUGGGGUUCACAAAUUAGGGGGAGUUUACUUUUCUUUUGCUGCAACACCUCCAAAGUAUUCUUCAAGAAUAGAAAAUAUUUUCUUGUGGGGACUUUUUUUUUCCUCUGAUAGAGUAGUGUUUUCGAAUAAGAAUGUUUUUCAACCAUUCAUUAAUGAGUUAAAGUACUUGGAAUUUGAAGGAGUUGUAGUUAAAGGUAAACGAAUAUUUUUUAUUGCGCCACUUUUACUGGGUGACAAUCUUGGAAUAAAUUCAAUAACGGGCAUGACUGAAAGUUUUUCGUCCAUUUAUUUCUGUCGAUCCUGCACGGCACCAAAGCAAUUAACACAAAAUAUGAUUUCUGAAAACAGAAACCUUUUAAGAAAAAAAAACGAAUAUCAUAUUUAUUUGCGAGAAAAAAUAUUUGGGGUUAAGGAGGCUUGUGUGUGGAACGAAUUGCCCUACUUUCAUAACACUGAAAAUAUUCAUUUUGACAUCAUGCAUGAUAUAUACGAAGGCAUUUGCAGGUACGACUUUGGAAAAAUUUUAAAGUAUUUUAUUUAUGAAAAAAAGUAUUUUAGCCUAGAAACAUUAAAUAAUCGCAUCAAGCAGUUCGAUUACACUGAAGCAGAUAUUGGCAAUAAAUUUCCUCCAAUUACUUUAAAUCAAGUAGAAAAAGAAAUGAUUAUAAUGUCUUCUUCUGAAAUGCAUGCUUUUGUUACCUAUUUUGGAAUGUUGGUUUAUGACCUCAUAGAGCCUUCAGAUCAAGUCUGGGAACUUUAUUUAUUGCUAUUCAACAUUACUAACUUAGUGUCAAAUGGCUCCUUUAGUGAAGAUGAACUAAUUUAUUUAAAUAAUAUGAUAAGUGAACAUCAUAAAUUAUACGUCUCAGAAUUUAAAAGCCAUUUGACUCCCAAAUAUCACUUCCUACUUCAUUACUCAAGAACCAUGAAAAAAUUUGGCCCCUUAUCACGCCUUUCAUCAAUUCGAUAUGAGGCCUUUCAUAAAAUCAGUAAAUCGAACGCAAAUGUAGUCUCUUCGAGGCGAAAUAUCCCGCUGACUCUUAGUAUUAAACAUCAGUUACGAUUAGCACACCGUUUGAUUUCAAAUAAAGGCUUUUUGGAUAAUAUAGCUUUAGGCACUCUUUCUACCUUUGAAAAAGAAGAAUUCCCAUUUUCUUGUAAUUUAUCACAAUUUAAAAAUACUUUUGUUGUAAGUUGGAUCAGGGUCAAUGGCAACCUUUUUAAGCCAGGUUUUAUUAUACAAGUGGGUCAAAAUACCAAUUUAGAGCCUAAAUUUGGUAGAAUAAAAAAUAUUUUAUAUAAUAGUGAUGAAAAUAUCAAAUUUAUUUAUGAAAAGUUACUCUGUUGUGGAAUUAACAAACAACUAGAGGCGUAUGAAAUAAUUGAACGCUCAAAAACUAUGUGUGAUAUUAUAGAUCUCAAAAAUAUUUUUCACAUCCCCACUAGCAUUCACGCUACUGGGGAUGGUUGCAAAUAUGUUACUGCUAUGAACCAAGAAUAGGUUGUGAAUUUAGAGACUGGUUAUUUUAAAGCAAUAUGCUGAAGUUAAUAUAUUCCUAAUAUGCAGGGUGCUGCAAAUAAAGUUUGAAUCCUCGAUUAGAAUUAACACCUGAUUUGUCUGCUUGGUUUAACCUGAUGAUAGUGUUUUCUAGAAAAUAUUUCCAAUUUAAACCAAGUGUUCAAAAAAGUAUGGUGGCACUAAAAUAAUUAAAUAUUGUAUGUUAUAGAGACGAGCCAGUUGAUUUUCAAAAUUUUGCAUAUUUAGCUUUUGUUUUUUACUUGUUACACAGAAGAUAAUCGAGAAAUUGUGCACUACAUGCACACCCUUAUAAUAAUAUGUUGUUAAGGGCUGGUUUUCAGUUCUAUUUUGGUACCUAGGUUUAAUUUUGUAUUUUUGAGAUAUUUGAUGUCUUAUUUUUUUGGUAUUUUUAUAAAAUAGCAUGCCAAAGAGUAUAAUUUUUGGACUAGAGUCCCCACAUUAGGAAAUAAUAUAAAUAGGUUUAGGGCUGUUCUUCAAUUGUUUUUUAAGUAUCUGUAGGGUUUGAAGAUUUUUUUCGUUUCUUUGGUAUAGGUAGUACAGGGUCUGUUCCUUAAAAUUAGUGCAUAUUCUACAACUUAAAUAAAAAAAAAAUAUUGAAAAAAAAGUUAAAUAUCAAAGUUGUAGGGUUUUAUCUUUAUCAUCUUUUGCACAUGUCAAAACGGGCAAAUGACAGCUGCCAACUGUCAUAAUGACAAACACUUGAAUUUUUCUAAUGGAGAACCCUGUAUAUUUUUAGAUAGAAUGAUAGAUUUUUUUUCUGAUUCCAAAUAUACCAUAUUAUGUUGAUAUUUGGUUCAGCUGUUUAUACGCUAUUUAAGUUUAAAAAUGCAUUACAUUACCUUAAAUAGGGUCUGUUCUCAGUUCUUUAAAUCAAGCCUGAGACAUACCUAAUGCAAUUUUGAACUUACUUAAUGCAAAAAUAGCUAAACCAAAUAUCAAUAAUAUGGUAUGUUUGGAAUCACAAGAAAAAAAUUAAUCAUUCUAGCCAAAAAUCUACAGGGUGUUUCAUUUAAAAAAUGCAAGUAUUUGUCAUUAUGAUAGUUGGCCCCUGUCAUUUGCCCAUUUUGAUAUGAGCGUAAGAUAAUAGAGGCGAAGUGCUACAACUUUUGUAUUAAGGUAACUUUUUUUCUAUUUUUUUCUUGUUUUAGUUGUAGAAGCCGCACUAAUUAUAAGGAACAGACCCUGUACAUAUUUUAUUUUUGUUUCUAAGAUAUUAAAUAUCUUAUUUUUUAGAAUAUAAGUCUUAUUAUUCUAGUUAUUAUCUGAAGUACAAAGAGAAAAUAUUUAUUUUGCACUAUAGAAUAUAUUUUUGAUUUUAUUUAUUUAUUUGUUCUACAAAAUAUUAUGUAACAACCAGCUACCGAAAAUAAAUCAUUUUUAGAAAGGAUUGUUUUUAUUUUAUUUUAGAGUACCUUAUUCCUAAAGGCGGGCACAGACAUGCGGUAUUCGGCGAAUCUUGAAUUACAAAUAUUUGCUAUUCGGCAAGAAGCGAUUAGUGUGUAUGGG